GGGGCUAGUGGGGGUUUUAACUGGUUUCUCCAUCAGUGGGGGAAAAAAUCCGCAUUCACGCUCUCACACUCAUUUUUCCACGGGACAUCCUGCGAACUGUGACCGUCUCAUCAUGCUCUACGCACCCGAGUUCGUGUCUGGUGACAGCUAUGACGAGUGUCGCGCCGCAGCUGAUUGGCUGCUCACCAACACACAAGUCCGGCCGACUGUGGGAAUCGUGUGCGGAUCAGGUCUGGGGGGAUUGGCUGAGAUGCUCAAGGACCCAGAGAUCUUCAAGUACAGUCAAAUCCCCAACUUCCCCCAAAGCACAGUGCAUGGUCAUGCCGGCCAGCUGGUGUUUGGAACACUAAAAGGGAAGCCGUGUGUGUGCAUGCAGGGCAGGUUCCACCUGUACGAGGGCUACCCCAUCCAGAAGAUCACGCUGCCCAUGCGCGUCUUCAAGCUGUUGGGUGUGGAGACAAUGAUCCUGACCAACGCGGCCGGAGGCCUCAACCAGGACUACAAAGUGGGAGACGUCAUGAUCAUCAAAGACCACAUCAACAUGCCGGGCUUCGCUGGAUCCAACCCCCUGGUUGGACCCAAUGAUGAAAGGUUUGGCCUUCGCUUCCCCUGUAUGUCCGACGCCUAUGACCGCGAGCUGCGUCAGAUGGCACACGAUGUGGCGGAAGAGCUGCACUUUGGCGACUUCGUGCGCGAGGGCGUGUACGUCGUCCUCGGAGGCCCCUCCUUCGAAACCAUCGCCGAGUGUCGCAUGCUGCACACGCUGGGCGCUGACGCUGUUGGGAUGAGCACGGUGCACGAGGUGAUCGUCGCCCGCCACGCCGGCAUUCGCUGCUUCGCCCUGUCGCUCAUCAGCAACCGAGCCGUGAUGGACUACGACAGCCAGGAGAGGGCCAACCACGAGGAGGUGCUGGAGACGGGCAAGCUGAGAGCCAAGCAGCUGGAGAAGCUGGUGUCCACCAUGGUGGCUCGGCUGGAGCACAACAACAACUGAACCUGCGACUGGCUUUCGCUGGCGUUAUCCCGGCAUUUCUGCAAGAAGACUCGUUUUAAAGUGUUUGUUUUG
Messenger RNA from Solea solea (common sole), 1066 nucleotides. It is a transcript of the gene pnp5b, whose product is annotated as purine nucleoside phosphorylase 5b. The coding region runs from base 113 to 994 and encodes 293 amino acids. The transcript has 6 exons. The record is from RefSeq and is a predicted model, not a curated record. Gene Ontology annotation, cellular component: cytoplasm. Gene Ontology annotation, biological process: nucleoside metabolic process. Gene Ontology annotation, molecular function: purine-nucleoside phosphorylase activity. NCBI's taxonomy places the organism in Eukaryota, Metazoa, Chordata, Actinopteri, Pleuronectiformes, Soleidae.